AUGCCGGAAGAGAGGGAUUCGGCGCCACCGGGCGUCCAGAAUGGACAGGCACACCCGACGGUGGAAAAAGACGAGUCUACGAAUGGCGCCAAUGUCGAGUACCCAAAACCGCAGAAGACGGAUACGGCCGGCAGCAAGAAAAAGGGACCCGAGGGAGGCUUCGACGACACGCCGGUACCGCGCGCCCCGCCUGGAUACACGGUCAAGUUUACGCUGCACCGCGCCAACAACCUCCCUCUCGCCGACAUCAACACCCUCUCGGCUGAUCCCUUUGUCGUCGCCCAGCUCAUCACCAGCCUGCCGACACGACACAAGGAGGACCCGCCCCUAACUAUGCGCACACACACAGUGCGCCAGAGCACCGAUCCAGUAUGGAACUAUGAAUGGAUAGUCGCCAACGUACCGGCGUCGGGCUUCAACUUCAAGUGCCGCAUCUACGACGAGGACCCCGCAGACCAUGACGAUCGCCUCGGUAACGUUCAUGUUGUCGUUCCGUCGAUAAGCGAGGACUGGCCAGGCAUACACGACCAGACGUAUUCCAUCAGGAAGCGCAUGAUCAGCAAGAGAGCGUAUGCACUGCGCGCCGUUGCGGUUUGCUUCGGAAAAGUGAACCACAUGAGCGGAACACUCAACGUCAGCGUAGAGGUACUAGGCAGAACACAAGAUGAGAAUGGAGGACGCACAUACACAGUAGGACCGCAAUUCUGGAUACGGCAUUACUCGCCACUACUCGGACGCCUGCUGGGCCAGAAAGAACCCAACGAAGAUGGUGAAGUGUCACUGCGAACUGGCAAGCAAAAACCACAAAAGUACAAUUUCCAGUCGAACCAGAUGCAGCUGCGGGGCCCCGUGCCCGAGGCAAUGUAUCACCGCUAUGUCGAGUUUAAGCCGUUUGUUAAGAGCAUGUUUACAGCAAAGGGCGCCAGGGGUUACAUCCUCUCCAAAGCCCUGCACCACCAACACGCCCGCGUCUACAACUUCGACCACGCGACAGAAUUCCAAGUAAUCCGCUCGCCCUGCAAAGAAUUCACGCAGAAAUUCCUCGAACUCGUCCACUACGACCAAGGCGGCCGCAUCUUCACCUACGUCCUCACCCUCGACGCCCUCUUCCGCUUCACCGAAACCGGCAAAGAAUUCGGCAUCGACAUGCUCAGCAAACACACCAUGCACAGCGAUGUGGCCCCAUAUAUUGCCUUUUCGGGCGAAUUCUUCAUCCGCCGCCUCAAACACAAGGACCGGCGUCCCCCCGACGAAGGCGGAAACAAUCUCUCCCACCCACCCCACGAUAUCGCGGGGGGUCCCCCCCACGACGACACACCGAAGAAAGACCCAGCAUAUUACGAACUUGUCAUCGACAACGAUUCGGGCACCUACCGCCCCAACGCCGCCCUCCUCCCCCAACUAAAAUCCUUCUUCACAGCAAACUUCCCGGGCCUCCACAUCCGCACCCUCGACUGCCAGGGCGACGCGGAGAAAAUGGCGGCCAUGAAGGAAGAGCAGCGCGAACGAAAAAAGAAGGAGGGCGAUCGCGUAGUAUAUACCCAGAUUAGUCGCUCUAGUAGCGUGAGUAGUAGUGAUGAGGAGGAGUUGGAUCGUCUCGAGGCUGAGGGCGAAAUGUCGCCCAGACAUUUGAGACAUCAGAUUCAGAGGGAGGCAGGCACCAGAGUCGAUGCGUUGAAGGUGCAUGCGAGGGGGAGGCCCGGGACGGGGGAGGGAGAGGUCAAGGUUGCGGGGGGUGGGUAG
This is a messenger RNA of Bipolaris oryzae ATCC 44560, 1743 nucleotides long. RefSeq lists its product as uncharacterized. Gene Ontology annotation, biological process: positive regulation of gene expression. The transcript has a single exon. The coding region runs from base 1 to 1743 and encodes 580 amino acids. The record is from RefSeq and is a predicted model, not a curated record. NCBI's taxonomy places the organism in Eukaryota, Fungi, Ascomycota, Dothideomycetes, Pleosporales, Pleosporaceae.